AUGUCCGGUAGUCCCUCGGUGAUCCGGCGCCCAUUCUUCGAAAAGUCAAACACCGAACUCACAUCCUCCCUGCGUGCAAACUUCUCCGCCCAUCAGUCCUCACCACCCUCCACAGCGCAUGGCACAGCUGCGAAACCAAACUACAAGUCAUGGACCACACAAGAGUCCAGCAACGGCACCCUCUUCAUACCCACACAUUCACCCUCCCCUCUCAGCGAACCACGGGAAUCAUACGACAUCACGGUCAAAUUGUUCUAUCUACCGAACAUACCCACAGAUAGACGAUGCGCGCAAACACGCGACGCCAUCGAGCUCGUACUCAAGGAAUUAGGCACCUCCUGCAUAGAUCUCCUCAUCGUCAGUUUCCCAGGAGUCUCCUUUGACGCAGAUGACGAGGACUCUGAUCUCGACGACGAAACGACCUCCGCACCGCCCUCCACAUCCUCGCCCACCCUCAACGAUGGCGACUGCCCCGACGCCGACGUACCACCCGAGGACAUGGAAACCAUCAUCACCACCUGGCGGUCCCUCGAGAAGCUCCAAAAAGACGGUCUCGUCUCGCGCCUCGGUAUCGCUGAAUUCGGCGUCACGAGGCUAGCCAAGUUCCUCGAGCAAGUUAACGUCAAGCCCAGCGUCAACCAAAUCAACGUGAGAGAUUGCUGUGUAGUCCCAAAGCCAUUGAUUUUGUUCGCAAAACAACAGCAGGUGGAGCUCUUGACACACAAUGACUGCACCAACAUCCUCCCUCGCGGCACCCUACGGCAACUCCUAGGCACUGGGCCGGAGGGAUGCGGUGUUCUUGCCGGAGAGGGAAAUCCAGACGGCUUGAGAGGCAAUGUGGAACCGCAAUGGGUAAUCAAAUACACAGCUGUAGUCAAAGACCGGGGUGUGGUGGAGAGUAAAGGGUAUUUUGCGGCUGCCGAGUUGACGGAUUCAUAA
Messenger RNA from Plenodomus lingam JN3, 939 nucleotides. RefSeq lists its product as uncharacterized. Gene Ontology annotation, biological process: glutathione biosynthetic process. The record is from RefSeq and is a predicted model, not a curated record. Gene Ontology annotation, molecular function: enzyme regulator activity; glutamate-cysteine ligase catalytic subunit binding. Gene Ontology annotation, cellular component: glutamate-cysteine ligase complex. NCBI's taxonomy places the organism in Eukaryota, Fungi, Ascomycota, Dothideomycetes, Pleosporales, Leptosphaeriaceae.